GAGGUUUAGGGGAGGUUCAAUAUGCAGCUGUGUGGAUUGGAAAGUAACGUAGUACGAGGCUACAGUUUGUACUCAGCUGCUAAUAUACAAUAAUUUAUAUUAAUAAAACUCAGUAUUAUUCAGAGCCAACUUUAAAACUGUGUUUAUAAUUAAGCUCCGAGGCGUGUUUGGUACCACAGAAUCCACCUUCAUUAGAAAUGAAAGCGGGCGUGCUUCACUGUCGAUGCCAUAAAUGUUUUUCUUUGCCUGCACGAAAGAGGGUUCGAAAGCAGGUUCCAUCUUUGGGGCUUCUCUCUCUCCCUGAGGAAGUGCUGCUGUAUGUACUCCAGUGUCUUUCGGCUGAAGACCUGCUCGCUGUCAGAGCUGUGCAUUCUCAACUUUGUGAUAUAAUCGACAACAACUCAAGUGUUUGGGCGCGAGUCAGCUUUAAGGACCGCUGGCCGGCUACGGAAACUGUCUGGCUCUUUAAGAGAGCUGCUGAGAAAGGAAAUUUUGAGGCUGCAAUAAAACUAGGAAUUGCGUAUUUGUACAAUGAAGGGCCAUCGCUUAGUGAUGAGGGCCGGGCUGAUCUGUGCGGCAGUAUGGCCGCUCGGUAUUUCUCCCUGGCAGAGAGUCUGCGCUCCCCGCUGGCUGAUCCCUUCGUCUGGCUUUUUAUCCGGCCACCGUGGUCUCCCUCUGGUAGCUGCUGCAAGGCCGUGGUGUACGAGCAUCUGAAAGCAGAAAGCGAUAGCAACUUGGAGAGAAGAGGAACACUGCUGCAUUGCCUGGCGAGAGUUCUUGAGCUUUUUGAUGACGAAGAAAAACGAUCAGAAGCUCUGGCCAUGCUGGAUGAGGCAUCAUGCCGUGGAAGUGUGCGGAGCGCCUACCUUCUGUGGCAAAAAAAUCGGCACACAGCUAUGGUUGACCCUGGCAGGUAUCUGCAGCAGGUGCGCACUCUCAGGGACUAUGCUGCCAAAGGCUGCUGGGAAGCUCAGCUGUCUUUAGCAAAGUCAUGUGCAUGUGGAAAUCCUUUGGGUUUGGAGCCACGAGCCUGUGCUGACCUGGUGGCCCAAGUCUUUCUUUCCCGCCCAUCCCGUCUGUCUGGUUCAGACAGGCUGCACAAACGAGGCAUCAACGACACCAUGAGGUACAUCCUGGUGGACUGGUUAGUGGAGGUCGCAACCAUGAAGGAAUUUUCCAGUCCAGCACUGCAUGUCACUGUGGCCUGUGUGGAUCGUUACCUUGCUCAGCGCUCUGUGCCCAAAGCCAGGCUGCAGCUUCUGGGUAUUGCCUGCAUGGUUAUCUGCACUCGGUAUAUCAGUAAAGAGAUUCUGACCAUUCGAGAGGCUGUGUGGCUCACUGACAAUACUUAUCAGUAUGAAGACCUGGUCAGGAUGAUGGGAGAAGUUAUCUCUGUGUUGGAGGGAAGAAUUCAGACUCCCACUCUGCUGGACUAUGGCGAGGUGCUGCAGUCUUUGCUACCCAUGCAGAGGCGCACUGCUCAUCUCUUCAGCUACACAUGUGAACUCUCUCUCCUCUUUUCUCCGCAUAAGUUGCCUGGCCCUGCCCAUCUCGCCAGUGCCACCCUGCUGCUCACUCGUGCACUACAUAACUACGUUCCAGUCUGGCCAAAUCAGUUGGUGGAGAACACAGGUUUUUCUAAGCAGGAUCUAGUACCCACUGCUUUGCAGCUUUACAUUAAAUGUUUUAGUCAAGAUGUGCCAAAAGACUACAGACAAGUGUCCUUAACUGGUGUCAAGCAGAGGUUCGAAGGUGAUGCUUUUCAACAGAUAAGCAAAGAAAUUGUAAUGGAUUUUAAGGAACUGUGCCAGGUGCUGGAGGUUUCAGAUGCCGAGCUCCACAUCGAGUGUCCCAGUCCCAACAGCCAAUCAGCAGACCUUCACACAUUCCUGUCCUCUCCAUCUAGGAACGGCCAAAGCAGGAGAGAUGACAGCAUGCAUUCUCACAGAGGUAGUUUUGUUGCCACGCCCAUAGCUGAGCUGUCCACUCAAGAAGAGACACUUGUGGGGGAUAUCCUGGACUGGAGCCUGGAUGCUUCCUGCUCAGGAUACGAGGGCGAUCAGGAUAGUGAUGGAGAGCGAGAUGCUGAGACUUCAGCCUUGUCUGUCCAGUUGCAAUUCUCUCUGGAAUCCACUGACAUGCGACUGCACUGCCGCGCCCUCUCCAGCGACGAGGACAGCAUCUGCCAACCUUCCUCCUCCUGCGCUAAACUUUCCUCCAAAAGCCCGCUCUGCAUCAACCUCCACAGCUCAGGUUACUCCUCAGUUCAAAGCAGCAGCCCUUCCUCAUCCUCACCAUCCUCCUCCACCCUGAUGCCCUGCCAUCUCUCGCCGGUAAGCCUGACUCCCUCCUCAGCACCUGCUUCACCUGGCUUCCGCCUGUUGGUGCCCAUGCAGAGACCUUGUGGCUCGGCACAGCGGCAAGUCAAAAGGAAGAACACGGCGGCGCACAGCGGUGAAGACGUGGACAUGGAAGAGGAGGACGGAGAUGUCGCAAGCACUGGCACUGAAGCUUUCCUCAGUCUGUAAAGAUUAUAUACCAAAUCACUGAUGCCACUGAUCACCUCAGUGCCUAAAGGGUCUGUGCCAGCUGGGAGCUUUAAAAAAAGUCUCCAGUAUGCAGCUGCUGGUGCUCAAAGGGAAGUGCAGGCAAAAAAAUCAAUGCAUUUGUAUCUGGAGCUUUGACUCUGGGGCAUGUUUGUCCCAUUUGAUUCAUUCCUCAGCUAUUUAACCACUGGAAAGUUUGGACAAUCUGCUCGUGAACCUGUGUGCCACUAAAUACUAUUCCGAUCAUCAUAUCCCUGACUCAAGGACUGUUUCAGAAGCUACUUUUUAUAUAGUUACAUCUAUAGAACUUUUUUACAUCUCAGAGACUUAAAUUCAGGUAUUGAGAAAGCUUCCUUAUAAUAAAGGAACCGUCUCCAUAUUCAGUAUGAGCCUACACAUCCCAAAUGGUCUUUUUAUUUCUUAACGGCACUGAUGUGUUUCUCUGGGCAGCUUGACUAUCCUUGUCUAUGUAAAAGACUAAGUUAUACAUUACAUGUCUUUGUAUGUCUGUAUGCUUUUUGCUUUUUUUGUAUUUACCAUCCUACUGUUUUGUGCCAAUGUUCUGAUACCAAAGGUACCACCUCUAGCAUAUUCAAGUUGCUUGGCAGCAUAUUUUGUACUGUAAAGUCUUCACUCGGACUCAGUGCCAGAUUGAUUGUGAUAGCGUGACUGCCUGUGACGAAGAAAAAUGGAUACCCUAAGGAACUAGUUCAAAUUGUUCUCCCGUCCCUCUCUUAUGUACUUAUUCCAGUCAUUUCCAAUUCCCAAUUGUGAAGAACCCAAUCGCACACCACCUCUGACACGUUUCUAAUCGGCAGCCGCUUCUUAUGACCUGCCAGAGAGCCACGCUAGGUCAGCUUUCCCUCCCUCAAACACUGCCUCUUUGCUUGGACUCCUGCCCAGGUCGGUGGCUUUACUGCGAGCCUGCGUAGAGACGGGGAAUAAUGGAGAUGAGUGUGUGAUUCUCCAUAUAUAAUACCUUUCGUGAACCCUCAUUCAUGUCAAAAGUAGCUGUUGGCUACUACGUGUCAAAGGGGGCGUGUUCGGUACGGCCCUCCUCACUCAGUACAAGGGUCUGAGCAUUAGAGGAAAUACAUUAAUGGAUGCAAAUUAAUUGGGAGGAAUAUAGCCUUAAAAAUUGCCUUUCUUUACCUUUUGUGUGUCUAUUCACUCAACAAGUCUCACCGAAAAAGUCCCCAGUGCUGAAAUUGCUAAAUGUAGUUUUCCAUGAGAACCAGUAAAACACACCUAUUUAAUAAGGCACAUGGCUCUUGCAGUUUUGUAGGAAAGCAUCCAGACAGUUGGCAGAUAACUGGGUUCUAAUUUUAUGUUUACAUUUUAUGUUUUCUGUACGUGUACAUUUGCCGAGUGGAGGCGUUUUUAACACACUGCUGUAUCAAGCCACCUACAGGUUCAUAUAUUGUACAGCAUUUAUGCUCAAAAUGUUCCUUCUCAGAUGUGUCACAUAUGAAGUCAUCACCACUUAUUGUCCUGGUAUGCUUUUGGGUGUUUAAAGUGUUUUCAUUUUUGACUGGGGGAAGAAAUAUUUGAAAAAUAUUGCAGCUUUUUUUUUACGCACUUGUACAGCUUACAUGCCUGGCUUUUCUGAAACGAUUAACUUUGUGAAGCCUAAACACUGUUAAAACAUUACUCACAGCAACAUUACAGAAGCAGGAGCAUCACUUGUAUUCAUCUGUAAUAUUUCAUGUCCGGUGGCGUUCUCUACCGGAAGGACUGUACCUGUUUGUAAGAAACGAUGCAUUACAAAAUAUGACAAAUCUUUACAGUACUGUAUUUUUUUUUUUACUGUCACUCAUUUUUUAUACUUGCAUAUGUUUAAGAAGCUGUGAAAAACCACUACUUGAAACUGCUAGUUGUGACCUAUUUCAAAAGCAAUAAAAUACUGCAGUAGGUAAAGUA
Molecule: messenger RNA, 4466 nt
Organism: Trichomycterus rosablanca
Lineage: Eukaryota; Metazoa; Chordata; Actinopteri; Siluriformes; Trichomycteridae
Gene: ccnf
Product: cyclin F
Exons: 17
Coding region: 198-2528 (776 amino acids)
Biological process (GO): mitotic cell cycle phase transition; regulation of cyclin-dependent protein serine/threonine kinase activity
Cellular component (GO): nucleus; cytoplasm; cyclin-dependent protein kinase holoenzyme complex
Molecular function (GO): cyclin-dependent protein serine/threonine kinase regulator activity; protein binding
Source: RefSeq, a predicted model, not a curated record